GCAUUUGCCAGUUCGGUAUCUUAAGAGCCAAAAUCAUACUGAUAAUUAUUUCGCCAAGCUGAACGAUUGUUACAUUUACACAGAGAGCGUUCAUAACUCAAACAUAAGUGCAACAACAUGGCUGAAGAUAGUUUUAACGCAGACGAGCUGAAUCCGCCGGAAUGGCUGAAUGUGCAGUUUAUAGAGGACGUCUUGAGAGUCCACGAAAAGGCAUCGGACCUACAAGUUACCAAUCUGAGCUUCACACCGGCCAGUGCUAAGGGAGAUCACUAUGCCAGCAUUAUGUUCCGUGCCAAGGUGGACUACAAAACCGAAAAGGGAUCCUUCUUCAAGUCGCUGAUCAUAAAAACAAUGCCCGUGGAGGAAGGCAUCAAGAAGGAUAUGUUUGCCGAUUCCCCUCUGUUUAAAACUGAGAUUGGGAUGUACAGCAAAGUGCUGCCUGAGUGCGAGAGGAUUCUCCGGGAAGUAAAUGAUACAUCCAAGCUGUAUGUGGACUGCAUCUACCACAGUCUGGAGCCGCGGCAGGUUAUAAUAUUUGAGGAUCUCGUCGAGAUGGGAUAUGCAGUGGUGCGAAAUCGCUUCCUCACUCAGGAGGAAAUUUGCAGCGCCUACUCGAAGUUGGCUAAAAUCCAUGCAAUCAGCAUGAAAUUCAUUUACGAGCAACCCGAGUUCUUAGAGGAGUUCAAAUACGGAAUGUGUGAAAUGCCUGGGCUGAUGGACAGCCCCAUCAUAAACGCAGGGAUGGCUCCCUUUAUUGAUUUAUUGGGUCGCACUCCAGAACUGAGAAAGUACCAGCCGUAUUUUGAAAAGAUAGCCCUACACUUUAAGGACCGAGUGAAGGAUGUCAUGAAAGAUUAUCGCACGAAUCCCGUGCCAGGAUACAAUGUUCUCUGCCAUGGGGAUUACCACUGCCGGAAUAUGAUGUUCAAACACAAUAGGGAAACCGGAGACUUCGAGGACUGCAUGCUGCUGGAUUACCAGGGCUGCAAUGUAGUUCCCAUGGCCGUUGAUCUGAUGUACUCCAUUUAUAUGCUGAUGGGGACGGAGCAGAGGUGCGGACAACUGGAGACUCUGUUGAACUACUACUUCUCCGUCCUGCUGGAAACUCUCAAAAAGAUCAACUACCAGGGUACAAUGCCCACUCCUCAGGGGUUCUGGGCGGAAAUGAAGCGCCACAGAUAUUAUGAGUUCCUAUUGCUGAGCACAUUCUUGCCGGUGUCGAUUGGCCUUAGAAAUCAUGCCAUGGAUUUGGCUGAUUUGCUGCACAACGAAGAGACUCGUAAGAAAUGCUAUCAAGUAAAGGAUGUGGUUGAAGAAACCAAAGUUAUGCUGGCCAGAUUUGAAAAGGCUGGGUAUUUUGAGGAUUUGUGAAUGGAAUAUCUAAAAAUUAAAAAAGAAUAAAUGUAAUUUUUUCACGCCUUA
Messenger RNA from Drosophila biarmipes, 1422 nucleotides. RefSeq lists its product as uncharacterized. The transcript has 4 exons. Bases 118 to 1371 code for a protein of 417 amino acids. Lineage: Eukaryota; Metazoa; Arthropoda; Insecta; Diptera; Drosophilidae. The record is from RefSeq and is a predicted model, not a curated record.